UCAGCCGCCUCCACCAUGCCACCUAAGUUUGACCCCAACGAGAUCAAAGUGGUGUACCUCAGGUGCACCGGAGGCGAGGUCAGCACCACAUCUGCCCUGGCCCCCAAGAUCAGUCCCCUGGGUCUGUCUCCAAAAAAGGUUGGUGAUGACAUCGCCAAGGCAACUGGUGAUUGGAAGGGUCUGAGGAUUACAGUGAAGCUGACCAUUCAGAACAGACAGGCUCAGAUUGAAGUGGUGCCUUCUGCUUCUGCUCUGAUCAUCAAAGCCCUCCAGGAGCCACCAAGAGACAGAAAGAAGCAGAAAAACAUUAAACACAGUGGCAAUAUUUCUUUCGAUGAGAUUGUCAACAUUGCCCGACAGAUGUGCCACUGGUCUUUGGCCAGAGAACUUUCUGGAACCAUCAAAGAGAUCCUGGACACCGCACAGUCUGUGGGAUGCAAUGUGGAUGGCCGCCACCCACACGAUAUCAUAGACGACAUCAACAGUGGUGCAGUGGAAUGCCCAGCUAGCUAA
Jaculus jaculus (lesser Egyptian jerboa) is the source of this 513-nucleotide messenger RNA. Its product is annotated as 60S ribosomal protein L12-like. Lineage: Eukaryota; Metazoa; Chordata; Mammalia; Rodentia; Dipodidae. Gene Ontology annotation, biological process: translation. Bases 16 to 513 code for a protein of 165 amino acids. The transcript has a single exon. Gene Ontology annotation, molecular function: large ribosomal subunit rRNA binding; structural constituent of ribosome. The record is from RefSeq and is a predicted model, not a curated record. Gene Ontology annotation, cellular component: ribosome; cytosolic large ribosomal subunit.